UUUCAUUACUUCCGCCUCCAAAAGUCCAAUGUACUGAUACUCUUGCCCUCUCCGCGCCAAAGCCUUCCCGUUUGUUCGUUCUUCUUCUUCUUUUAUUUAUUUAUUUUUAUCUUCUACCGUCAUACAUACAUAUAGAGUGAGGGAGAGAAAGCGAGAGAGAGAGAUGGCGGUGGCGGCUCCUGGGCAGCUGAAUCUGGACGAAUCGCCGGUGUGGGGGUCGCGAAGCGUGGAUUGCUUCGAAAAAUUGGAGCAAAUCGGAGAAGGCACUUAUGGACAAGUAUUCAUGGCCAAAGAAAAAAGAACUGGAGAAAUAGUUGCUUUAAAAAAGAUCCGGAUGGACAAUGAAAAAGAAGGGUUUCCAAUAACUGCAAUUCGGGAGAUAAAAAUUCUAAAGAAGUUGCAGCAUGAAAAUGUCAUUAAGCUGAGAGAGAUAGUGACAUCUCAAGGCCCUGAAGGGGAUGAGCAAGGGAAGCUAGAUAACAAUAAGUACAAGGGUAGCAUUUAUAUGGUUUUUGAGUACAUGGACCAUGACUUGACUGGUCUUUCUGAUCGUCCUGGACUUAGAUUCACAAUUCCACAAAUUAAAUGUUACAUGAAGCAACUACUUACUGGUCUUCAUUACUGUCAUAUCAAUCAAGUUCUUCAUAGGGACAUCAAAGGUUCCAAUCUUCUCAUUGAUAAUGAGGGAAAUCUGAAGCUUGCUGAUUUUGGGCUAGCACGAUCAUUUUCUGGUGAUCAGAAUGCUCAUCUUACAAAUCGUGUUAUUACUCUUUGGUACAGGCCUCCAGAGUUGUUGCUUGGAGCUACAAAAUAUGGCCCAGCUGUUGACAUGUGGUCUGUUGGUUGUAUAUUUGCUGAGCUUUUAUUUGGGAAACCAGUUUUACCUGGGAAAAAUGAGCCUGAACAGUUGAGUAAAAUCUUUGAGCUUUGUGGAACCCCUGAUGAAAUUAACUGGCCUGGGGUUUCACAGGUUCCCUGGUACAACAAGUUCAAGCCAGCAAGGCCGGCAAAAAGACGAGUGAGAGAAGUAUUUAGACAUUUUGAUCGCCAUGCUUUGGAUCUACUGGACAAAAUGCUGACUCUUGAUCCUUCACUGAGGAUAUCUGCGAAGGAUGCACUUGAUGCUGAAUAUUUUUGGACUGACCCCUUACCUUGUGAUCCAAAAAGUCUACCAAAAUACGAGUCAUCGCAUGAGUACCAGACAAAGAAGAAACGACAACAGCAGCGGCAGAAUGAAGAAAUGGCAAAACGACAAAAGUUGCAGCAUCCACAUCAUAGCCGCCUUCCUCCCAUCCAACCAGGACAAGCUCACGCUCAACAUUGGGGUGGGGGACCUAAUCAUCCUAUGAAUAACAACUCCCAACCUGCACUUGCGACCGGAUCUAGUCAUCAUCAGUAUGGAAAGCCUAGGGGUCAUCCCGGAGGACAGGGCAGAUACCCUCCAGGAGGUAACAACCCCAGCAGUGGAUAUUACCAAGACCGGGGAGGACAAGGUGGAGGUUAUGGCAAUGCCCCAUAUCCACCCGGAAGUGGCGUGCCAAACAGCGGGCCUCGUGGAGUCGGCAGUGGAUAUGGAGUCCCUCCUAAUUACUCGCAAAGUGGUCAGUAUGGAGGCUCUGCCGGUGGUAGAGGCCCAAAUCAGAUGGGCAACAACAGAAACCAGCAGUACGGUUGGCAGCAAUAGAAGCGCACCCUUACUUGCACAUAACUAUUCAUCGGUAAGGAUUUUCCAACUGGAAAUGUAUAGACACGAUUCAUUAUUGGUCAAGAUUUGAUCAGGUUGUCAAUUGAAAUGCGCAUCCAUUUUUCAGAAUUAUAGCUUUUAGGAAUAACGAAUGUAUGUUACAGAAAGAGUCUCCAAUGAAUUCUUCACUUGAACAGUAAUCGAACUGGAUAUAUUAGCAGUGCAUAUAUCAUUUUCCUAUUCUCA
Messenger RNA from Ipomoea triloba (trilobed morning glory), 1930 nucleotides. Its product is annotated as cyclin-dependent kinase C-2-like. Gene Ontology annotation, biological process: protein phosphorylation; positive regulation of transcription elongation by RNA polymerase II. NCBI's taxonomy places the organism in Eukaryota, Viridiplantae, Streptophyta, Magnoliopsida, Solanales, Convolvulaceae. The record is from RefSeq and is a predicted model, not a curated record. Gene Ontology annotation, cellular component: nucleus; cyclin-dependent protein kinase holoenzyme complex. The transcript has 12 exons. Gene Ontology annotation, molecular function: RNA polymerase II CTD heptapeptide repeat kinase activity; ATP binding; cyclin-dependent protein serine/threonine kinase activity. Bases 164 to 1684 code for a protein of 506 amino acids.